ACUAUAAUAGCUCCACUGCAAGGAGUAAUAAAAUGAAAGUCGCCCUUAUCUUUUUAACUGUGAGCAUUUUGCUCAUACAGGUUAAAAAUGUGAAAGCUAAUUACGACUGGGAUAGUAUGCAAGAUGGUCCCAGUGAGGAGAUAAUACCCGGAUGUGGAGGGGACACUAUCUACUACCCAGAUCCAGUGCAACCCUGUGACACUGACAGCAAUCCGACUACUACAAAACCGAGACAAAAAACUAAAAGGCCCAAAUCUACGCGUAGAACAACCAAACGAACGAAACGUCCUCGCAGAAAAACAACCAAAUGGACCACUAAAAGGGCCACCAAGAGGACCACCAAAAGGACCACCAGAAGGCGUCCGACCACACCGAAAACCCCGGAUACAACAGAUUCCCCUAUAACGACCACGGGUGCGGAGUGCACAUGCUCUGAUCGAACUACUGCAAGUAGCACCGAUUCGACCACCGACAGAACGACUGUGACAAACACAGACUGGACCACUCCAUUGUGUACCGAUACUCCACCAUGCACCUGUUCUGAAGAAUCUUCUACUGCAAUACCCAGUUCUCCUUGCAUAGAUACUUCCACCGUCAUUCCCACAAGUCCGUGUACUCAAGAAACCACUACUCCAACACCAACGUGUUCAACCCAAGGAACCCAAACAACCCCCUGCACAUGUGCCCAAACGACAACUACUCCUAGAUCCACAACAACAACUUCCACAAGUCGCCCAACGACAACUACUCCCAGAUCCACAACAACAACUACCACAAGUCGCCCAACGACAACUACUCCUAGAUCCACAACAACAACUACCACACGUCGCCCAACGACAACUACUCCUAGAUGCACAACAACAACUUCCACUUGUGCCCCAACGACAACUACUCCUAGAUCCACAACAACAACUACCACAAGUCGCCCAACGACAACUACUCCUAGAUGCACAACAACAACUUCCACUUGUUCCCCAACGAGAACUACUCCUAGAUCCACAACAACAACUUCCACAAGUCGCCCAACGACAACUACUCCUAGAUGCACAACAACACCUUCCACAAGUCGCCCAACAACAACUACUCCUAGAUCUACAACAAAAACUUCCACUUGUGCCCCAACGACAACUACUCCUAGACCCACAACAACACCUUCCACAAGUCGCCCAACGACAACUACUCCUAGAUCCACAACAACAACUUCCACAAGUCGCCCAACGACAACUACUCCUAGAUCCACAACAACAACUACCACACGUCGCCCAACGACAACUACUCCUAGAUCCACAACAACAACUUCCACAAGUCGCCCAACGACAACUACUCCUAGAUCCACAACAACAACUACCACAAGUCGCCCAACGACAACUACUCCUAGAUCCACAACAACAACGUGCACUUGUUCCCCAACGACAACUACUCCUAGAUCCACAACAACAACUUCCACAAGUCGCCCAACGACAACUACUCCUAGAUCCACAACAACAACUUCCACAAGUGGCCCAACGACAACUACUCCUAGAUCCACAACAACAACUACCACAAGUGGCCCAACGACAACUACUCCUAGAUCCACAACAACAACUUGCACUUGUUCCCCAACGACAACUACUCCUAGAUCCACAACAACACCUUCCACAAGUCGCCCAACGACAACUACUCCUAGAUCCACAACAACAACUUGCACUUGUUCCCCAACGACAACUACUCCUAGAUCCACAACAACAACUUCCACAAGUCGCCCAACGACAACUACUCCUAGAUCCACAACAACAACUACCACAAGUCGCCCAACGACAACUACUCCUAGAUCCACAACAACAACUUCCACAAGUGGCCCAACGACAACUACUCCUAGAUCCACAACAACAACUUCCACAAGUGGCCCAACGACAACUACUCCUAGAUCCACAACAACAACUUCCACAAGUGGCCCAACGACAACUACUCCUAGAUCCACAACAACAACUUCCACAAGUGGCCCAACGACAACUACUCCUAGAUCCACAACAACAACUUCCACAAGUGGCCCAACGACAACUACUCCUAGAUCCACAACAACAACUUCCACAAGUGGCCCAACGACAACUACUCCUAGAUCCACAACAACAACUUCCACAAGUGGCCCAACGACAACUACUCCUAGAUCCACAACAACAACUUCCACAAGUGGCCCAACGACAACUACUCCUAGAUCCACAACAACAACUUCCACAAGUGGCCCAACGACAACUACUCCUAGAUCCACAACAACAACUUCCACAAGUGGCCCAACGACAACUACUCCUAGAUCCACAACAACAACUUCCACAAGUGGCCCAACGACAACUACUCCUAGAUCCACAACAACAACUUCCACAAGUGGCCCAACGACAACUACUCCUAGAUCCACAACAACAACUUCCACAAGUGGCCCAACGACAACUACUCCUAGAUCCACAACAACAACUUCCACAAGUGGCCCAACGACAACUACUCCUAGAUCCACAACAACAACUUCCACAAGUGGCCCAACGACAACUACUCCUAGAUCCACAACAACAACUUCCACAAGUGGCCCAACGACAACUACUCCUAGAUCCACAACAACAACUUCCACAAGUGGCCCAACGACAACUACUCCUAGAUCCACAACAACAACUUCCACAAGUGGCCCAACGACAACUACUCCUAGAUCCACAACAACAACUUCCACAAGUGGCCCAACGACAACUACUCCUAGAUCCACAACAACAACUUCCACAAGUGGCCCAACGACAACUACUCCUAGAUCCACAACAACAACUUCCACAAGUUGCCCAACGACAACUACUCCUAGAUCCACAACAACAACUUGCACAAGUGGCCCAACGACAACUACUCCUAGAUCCACAACAACAACUUGCACAAGUUGCCCAACGACAACUACUCCUAGAUCCACAACAACAACUUGCACAAGUUGCCCAACGACAACUACUCCUAGAUCCACAACAACAACUUGCACAAGUGGCCCAACGACAACUACUCCUAGAUCCACAACAAAAACCUCCACUUGUGCCCCAACGACAACUACUCCUAGAUCCACAACAACAACUUCCACAAGUCGCCCAACGACAACUACUCCUAGAUCCACAACAACAACUACCACAAGUCGCCCAACGACGACUACUCCUAGAUCCACAACAACACCUUCCACAAGUCGCCCAACCACAACUACUCCUAGAUCCACAACAACUACUUCCACAAGUCGCCCAACGACAACUACUCCUAGAUCCACAACAAAAACUUCCACUUGUGCCCCAACGACAACUACUCCUAGAUCCACAACAACAACUACCACAAGUCGCCCAACGACAACUACUCCUAGAUCCACAACAACAACUACCACAAGUCGCCCAACGACAACUACUCCUAGAUCCACAACAACACCUUGCACAAGUCGCCCAACCACAACUACUCCUAGAUCCACAACAACAACUACCACAAGUCGCCCAACGACAACUACUCCUAGAUCCACAACAACACCUUGUCCAACUACAACACCAUCUGCAAGUCCUACAAGAACAACAACAACCCGUCGUCCUUGCCCUUGCCAUCCCCAGCCUCCUUACCAGAUUCCUCCUUGGUCAUGGUGGUAUCCGAACCCGACCUACCCCAAUCCCGUGUGGCCCUGGCAACCUAACCCAGUCGUUCCUCAAUGGCCACAGAUGCCCGGAUAUCCAAAUCAGUGGCCACAAUUACCAGGUUAUCCCCAGCAAUUACCACCGCCGUUGCCAUCACCUCAGUGGCCGUGGUCUUGGCCAAAACCACCAGUAGUUCAACCUGGCGACUGUGAAAACAUAUGCGAAAACCUACUGAAGGGAGUAAAAUAUCAAGAAGAUCUCAUCAGAAGGUGCUUGUGCACACGAACAUAAUCCUUUAAAAAAGAAUCACGUAAUUGUUUUAUUAAAAUGUUGUCUAUUUAAAAAAAU
This is a messenger RNA of Drosophila melanogaster (fruit fly), 3950 nucleotides long. It is a transcript of the gene Sgs1, whose product is annotated as salivary gland secretion 1. Bases 33 to 3893 code for a protein of 1286 amino acids. The record is from RefSeq and is marked reviewed. Lineage: Eukaryota; Metazoa; Arthropoda; Insecta; Diptera; Drosophilidae. The transcript has 2 exons.